This is a messenger RNA of Chironomus riparius, 1068 nucleotides long. The record is from the annotation of a GenBank genome assembly. Lineage: Eukaryota; Metazoa; Arthropoda; Insecta; Diptera; Chironomidae.
AUUCAAAAAAACCCACUUUUCGCAUCACUAGCUCGAUUUUCAGACUUACGUGUUAGUAAAUAUCAAAAUUAAUAAAAAUUAGCUUAAAAGCAGCAUAUAGCAAUGGUUCAAUUAAAGACAGUACUUGGUAAAUUCUUCGAUGAAUACCAGAACAACACUCCAAAGAAGCUCAAGAUUGUAGAUGCAUAUUUAGUGUACAUUUUAUUGACCGGAAUUUUGCAAUUCGCUUAUUGUUGUUUAGUCGGCACUUUUCCAUUCAAUUCCUUCCUUUCUGGAUUCAUUUCGACUGUAAGCUGUUUCAUUCUUGCUGUUUGCCUACGUCUACAAUCAAAUCCACAAAAUAAGGCUCAAUUCAUUGGAAUUUCACCAGAACGAGGAUUUGCAGACUUUAUAUUCGCUCACAUUGUCCUUCAUAUAGACAUAAAGGAACAGUAUAAAGCUAUGGACGAGAAAUUAAUUGUUGUCACUGGAUAUGGCAUUUUUAAAGGUCACGAAGAGAAGAAUGCGAGCUGGGAAGCAGUCCAGUUACUUCCAAAUCAGCUUAAAAUUGAUGAAAAAAAUUACAAAAUAGAAAAAAUACAACUUGCUGUUGAAUAUGAUGAUGUUGACAAGAAAGUUGAUGAGAUAUGGUCCAAAAAUCCUGAAUUAGUAAUACAUGUUGGGGUCAAUGGAAGUGCGUGCAAGAUUCUUUUAGAAAAAUGCGCCAAGAAUGGCUUUAUGUCGAAAGAUUUUUGCUCUAAAACACUUUGUGAUCCAGUUGUGUGCCUUAAAAACUCAGGAAAGUGUCAACGGCUAGAAACCAAGAUUGAUGUUGAUAAAAUAACAAGAUCACUUAAUGAGACGCACUGUAACAUGUUUACAGCAAGUAGUGAUGUAGGACAAUACCUUUGUGGAUACGUGUACUUAAAAUCAUUAGAUAAAGAUCCAUCAAGAGCACUUUUUGUUCAUGUACCAUGCAUUGAUAAGCCUUAUAAUAGUCAAGAUACAGCAACUGGGAUAUUUAAAGUUAUUGAACAAUGUCUGAGUACACCUAGAAUUUAAUUAUUGCUUCAAAUAUCCAGUUUUAAU